This is a messenger RNA of Sorex fumeus (smoky shrew), 1983 nucleotides long. RefSeq names its product WD repeat domain 46 (gene WDR46). Gene Ontology annotation, biological process: maturation of SSU-rRNA from tricistronic rRNA transcript (SSU-rRNA, 5.8S rRNA, LSU-rRNA). The transcript has 15 exons. Gene Ontology annotation, cellular component: 90S preribosome; nucleolus; small-subunit processome. Lineage: Eukaryota; Metazoa; Chordata; Mammalia; Eulipotyphla; Soricidae. The record is from RefSeq and is a predicted model, not a curated record. Gene Ontology annotation, molecular function: protein binding. The coding region runs from base 88 to 1923 and encodes 611 amino acids.
GAUGAGACCAAGAGGGCUUCCGGGAGCUUGCAGUCCGACUGUGGGACAGCUGAGAGUUUUGCACGUGGGACGUCUUCGCGGGACGAGAUGGAGACGGCCCCUAAGCCGGGCCGCCGUGGCCCUCCCAAGAAGGCCAAACGUCAGGUCAAGAAGAAACCACGGCGUUACUGGGAGGAAGAGACCGCCGCUUCGAACUCCGCUGGAGCCUCGCCAGGGCCCCCUCGCAAGAAGAGGACUCGAGAGCUGCGCCCUCAGAAGGCAAAGAAUACUCACAUCCUAAAGAAGUCUCGGGUCUCCAGGAAGCCCCAGGUCACAAAGAAACCCCGAGAAUUGCAGGAUCCAGAGCGUCGGCGGACCUUGUCAGGGGCCCAGGACCCAUUUCCGGGCCCCGCCCCCGUGCAGGUAGAGGUGGCCCAGAAGUUCUGUCGCAUCAACAAAUCCCAAAAGCUGCCGCGUUCCAAGCGGGAGCCACAGAGUCAGAUUGAAGCGGCGGAAGCCCAGGAAAAAGAAGCAAGUGCCAAAGCGGCUCGUUCUGAACUGCUGCUCGCUGAAGAGCCAGGCUUUUUGGAAGGGGAGGAUGGGGAGGACACUGCAACGAUUCGCCAGGCUGACAUCGUGGAGGCUGUGGACAUUGCAAGUGCAGCCAAGCACUUUGACCUGAACUUGCGACAGUUUGGACCCUACAGAUUGAAUUAUUCUCGCACUGGGAGGCAUCUGGCUCUCGGGGGGCGCCGGGGGCAUGUGGCUGCCCUUGACUGGGUGACGAAGAGGCUCACGUGCGAGAUCAACGUCAUGGAGGCAGUGCGGGACAUCCGGUUUCUGCACUCCGAGGCUUUGCUGGCCGUUGCUCAGCACCGCUGGCUUCACAUCUACGACAACCAGGGCAUUGAGCUGCACUGCAUCCGCCGCUGUGACCGCAUCACCCGCCUCGAGUUCCUGCCUUUCCACUUCCUCCUGGCCUCAGCGUCAGAAACUGGGUUCCUGACCUACCUGGACGUGUCCGUGGGGAAGAUCGUGGCUGCUCUGAACGCCCGGGCUGGCCGCCUCGACGUCAUGACUCAAAACCCUUACAACGCUGUCAUCCACCUGGGCCACAGCAAUGGUACGGUGUCCUUGUGGAGUCCAGCGAUGAAGGAGCCGCUGGCCAAGAUUCUCUGUCACCGCGGUGGGGUCCGGGCUGUGGCAGUAGAUUCUACAGGCACGCACAUGGCCACCUCUGGCCUGGACCACCAGCUGAAGAUCUUUGACUUGCGAGGGACCUUCCAGCCUCUGAGUGCGCGGACGCUGCCACAGGGAGUCGGGCACCUGGCCUUCUCCCAGCGGGGCCUGCUGGCCGCAGGGAUGGGUGACGUGGUCAACGUCUGGGCCGGGCAGGGCAAGGCCACCCUGCCCUCCCUGGAGCAGGUCUACCUCACGCAUCACCUUUCCGGCCACGUGCACGGCCUGCAGUUCUGCCCCUUCGAAGAUGUGCUGGGGGUGGGCCACAGCGGUGGCAUCACCAGCAUGCUGGUGCCCGGGGCUGCGGAGCCCAACUUUGAUGGCCUGGAGAGUAACCCGUACCGGAGCCGGAAGCAGCGCCAGGAGUGGGAGGUGAAGGCCCUGUUGGAGAAGGUCCCUGCAGAGCUUAUUUGUCUGGAUCCUCGAGCCCUGGCAGAGGUGGAUGUCGUCUCUGUGGAGCAGAGAAAGAAGGAGCGGAUAGAGAGGCUGGGCUAUGACCCAGAAGCCAAGACUCCCUUCCAGCCAAAGGUAAAGCGGAAGGGCCGCAGCUCCACGGCCAGCCUAGUGAAACGGAAGAAGAAGGUCAUGGAUGAGGAACACCGGGACAAGGUCCGACAGAGCCUGGAACAGCAGUCCCAGAAGCAAGAUAAGGAGGCCAGGCCCACUGGGUCCCGUCCAUCCGUGCUCGAUAGAUUUGUACGCUGAGCCCAGCUCUGGGCGGGCAUGAGAGUGACUGUUACUCAGAAAUGUUCCUGUACCUUGGAA